AUGUUAAAAAUAAGUGAAAUCAAUUUUUUAAAAGGUAAUUCAAUAUUAUGGUAUAAAGUUAUCUAUCUAUCUAUCUAUCUAUCUAUGUAUCUAUCUAUCUGCGAGAGGCGGGAGCAGCCGACGGAACCGAGCAUGACUACGCUGCUAUCGCUGCAAAGAGUUAGGUCAUGUAGCACAGGAUUGCUCGGGAAACGAGUCCGGGGACAAGGUGCUGUCGCAACCCUUGCGCCCUCUCGGUCAGUAAAUGCGGCAUUGCCUGUUGUCAACUGCGGAUCGAUGCUUGACAUGGAGCAGUCAACAAAUCGAGAUUCAGACGAUUCGGGCCUGUUGUGGUGUCGGGACUGUGUCAGUCCUCUCAGACGGAGGAAAUCAUGCCAAGGUCGACGUUUUGGUGGCACGUCAAAGGCCCUUCGGUUACGACCUGCUACUUGGGAUCGAUGUGAUCCGAGCGUUAGGAGGCAUGAUAAUCACGCCAGCCGGAAAUGUGGAACUGGGUAA
This is a messenger RNA of Acanthosepion pharaonis, 498 nucleotides long. NCBI's taxonomy places the organism in Eukaryota, Metazoa, Mollusca, Cephalopoda, Sepiida, Sepiidae. The record is from the annotation of a GenBank genome assembly.